CAAAUGAAAUAGAAAUAUGAGUGGUGAGUGGCUACAAAGUGAUAAGAAAUGGUUGAGUAGGGUAUGAAAUAUGAGGACACCAAUUCACCCUCCAUAUUCUUUAGAUAAGAGAACAAUCUAGACUUUUUCAUACUUCACAUUUUCUAUCACCUCUUCACUAUCUUGCUUCUUUACAACUUGAACCAAAACUCAGAGCUACCAAGUAAAGAAUACAGAGAAAAAAGCUGCAAUGGCUGCAACCACCAUUUCAACCAUGGCCAUGCUGAAUGCCAAGUGCAUUCUCAGUGCUUCUUCUUCAUCAUCAUCUCCAAAGCCCAACUUGAUCACUCUUCCUUCCAGGCCUACUAAGUCUGUGCUCCAGAGCCUCCCGAAAAGCCUGACAGGGACCGCGAUAGCAGGAGCUGUUUUCUCGACUCUGAGCUCAUGUGACCCUGCUCUGGCUGCUCAGCAGCUGGCUGUCCUGGCUGACGGUGCUGCUGCAGGCGACAACCGUGGCUUAGCGCUUCUGCUACCAAUUGUGCCCGCCAUUGCAUGGGUUCUUUACAACAUUCUGCAGCCAACUCUGAACCAGAUCAACAAAAUGUCUGCUAAAGGUGUCAUUGUUGGACUCGGGCUCGGUGGUGGCUUGGCUGCCUCGGGAGGGUUCCUGUCGACCCCUCAUGCAGUUGCUGCGGCUGAUCAGGUGGCUACUCUUGCAGAGGAGGCGGCCAAGGCAGGUGAUAGCAGAGGUCAGCUUCUGUUGAUCGUCGUGGCGCCAGCUAUACUGUGGGUGUUGUACAAUAUUCUACAACCAGCUCUAAACCAGAUCAAUAAGAUGAGAUCUUGAUUGUUAUUAGUAGCUUCUUUAAUCAGUCACUAUAGACUGAUUAUGUAUACCACUUGUAAUUGAACCUUCUUCAUGGUCAAUGAACAAACUUUUGUAUUUGUGAUUCAA
Daucus carota subsp. sativus is the source of this 934-nucleotide messenger RNA. RefSeq names its product photosystem II reaction center proteins PsbY, chloroplastic. Lineage: Eukaryota; Viridiplantae; Streptophyta; Magnoliopsida; Apiales; Apiaceae. Gene Ontology annotation, biological process: photosynthesis; cell redox homeostasis. The transcript has a single exon. The coding region runs from base 230 to 826 and encodes 198 amino acids. Gene Ontology annotation, molecular function: manganese ion binding. The record is from RefSeq and is a predicted model, not a curated record. Gene Ontology annotation, cellular component: membrane; chloroplast thylakoid; photosystem II.